UAAGUGUAACUUGAGUUUGGUAUUUAACUUUGUCUACUACGAUUUUGAACCCACCGCUCCACGCAAGAUUUCCAAAAAUUAGAGUCAUGGACGACGAACCUCGGUCAUUGAAGGCUGUCUUCACCGACGCCGAAUCCAAACGCCUUUCCCUGUCGAACUCGCCAUUCGCCCCAAACUCAUCACAAUACGCCGACACAGUAUCUUCGGCAGUGAAACUCUACCGGGACUGCCUUACUCUCAUUAGCGCGCUCUCUAUCUUCAGCCCAAACGAGUCGCUCGAGGAUCUGUCAACCAGUGACCUUCCCUUUCUCCUGAUAAACUUCCACCUCGCCGAAAUCACCCAAAAGCUUCCCUCUUCAUCACCCCAAGAGCGCAAGCGCAUCCUCUCUGCCGCCCGCGACGCCUACGAACGAUACCUUCACCUCCUCGACAGCUACGACCUUCUAUCACCCAUCCAUAAGAAAAGUCUCGAGCAAUACACCGACGCGCCCACCACCUUCAGCACCGUAGCCACCUCGGACCCCGAAGCCCGCCGCAACGCCAAGAUAGCCAACUUCAAGACGGAAAAGGAGCUCCGCACCAAGCUGGAAUACCUCCGCCGCCGACCGGAGUAUGGCACCGAAGACGACAGGAGCGGUGGGGCUAUCGGUGGAGACGAGGACGCCGUCCGCGAAGUCCACCUCGCCCACCUCAACUACAGCACCCACAUGAGCUUCCAAGCGCUCGAGGGGCUGAACCGGGAGUGGGAGAUUCUCGCGCUGGCACCUCCCCCACAACCCUCACCUGGAGGCGGGCCCAACCUGCUGGAGGGAGAAGAACAAGACGAUGCCCGCCGCAGGCAGCGCUACACGGCCGGGGGGCUAGGCGACAACUACAGCGACCGGCUGGACCAGCCGAUGCGCGGCGGGUUGAACGGCAGCGGGCCGCUGCUGUCGAGGGAGGGCAAGCCGCUGCAGCCGUUCACGCUGCUGGGCAACCGGCAGGAGCUGGCGCGAGGCGUGUUCCGGCCGGGCCACAACCUGCCGACGAUGACGAUUGACGAGUACCUGGACGAGGAGCGGGCGCGGGGCGGCAUCAUCGAGGGCGGCGGCGAGGCGAGCUGGCACCGGCCCGAGCCGGACGAGGAUGAUAUAGAGAAGGCCGAUGCCGAGACCAUGAAGGCGCGCGAGUGGGAUGAGUUUGUGGAGGCGAAUCCUAAGGGGAGCGGGAAUACCUUGAAUCGGGGGUAGGGCGUGUGGUUGAACAGAUGAUAGGUUUGAGUCGAGUAUAAUAUUAUCAUCACGCUGUAACCAGUGCCGCGGUUGAGCAUAUUUACUACAGUUGUACCAACGGCAUCCCUAGACUCUAGAUUAUUCAUAUUGCUAGACACGCGUGAUAUGGACCCGAGAUGGUGAUAUGGACCCGAGAUGGUGAUAU
This is a messenger RNA of Chaetomium fimeti, 1416 nucleotides long. RefSeq names its product TAP42-like protein. Gene Ontology annotation, molecular function: protein phosphatase 2A binding. The transcript has a single exon. Gene Ontology annotation, cellular component: cytosol. Bases 87 to 1229 code for a protein of 380 amino acids. Gene Ontology annotation, biological process: regulation of dephosphorylation; regulation of signal transduction. The record is from RefSeq and is a predicted model, not a curated record. NCBI's taxonomy places the organism in Eukaryota, Fungi, Ascomycota, Sordariomycetes, Sordariales, Chaetomiaceae.